Molecule: messenger RNA, 393 nt
Organism: Dalotia coriaria
Lineage: Eukaryota; Metazoa; Arthropoda; Insecta; Coleoptera; Staphylinidae
Exons: 2
Coding region: 20-337 (105 amino acids)
Source: RefSeq, a predicted model, not a curated record
AACAACAGCAACAACAAUAAUGAAAUUCGCAAUUCUUGCUGUAGUCGUCGCAAUGGUAGCCCUUUCCGAAGGGUACAUCAGCGCUGGAUUUGGUGUUGGGUAUCCAGCUUACGGUUAUGUAGGUUAUCCACAUCGCAAGAGAUCCACCAGUUCCAGUUCCACCUACGACUACACCAAUUCAAAUGGUGACCAAUGUGUAUGCACCGUACCCGUUGUUGCUCCUGAACCACAGGUUGAACCUGUCCCUGAACCUGCCCCUGCUCCAAUUGGAUGUGGUGAUAUUGAUGUGGGUACACUCGCUUCUCGCAAGGGACGUACAGUAAGGUACCGCGGUUAAAUAAAUAAUGUUGUUGGUUAUUAAUUAAAUAUAUAAAAAGUAUUCUUAAAAUAUUA